AUGGUGGGUACUGCCAGGGGCUCCGACGUGAGCACGCGAAGGAUGGAGCUGGACUCGCUGCUGGUGGAGGAGCUCGGCCAGUUCGGCAGGUACCAGCUCCGCACCUUCCUGCUUGCCGCUGUACUGGUCAUGUUAGUAGCUUGGAGCAACUUGGAGUACGUUUUCUCCACGGCGCGCAUCAGCACCAGAUGUUUGAUUCCGGAGUGUGAAAAUGAGCCCACUGAAUUCGCUCCAUCCUGGUUGGUAAACGCAGUACCGCCGGGCUCCACGCAGGGGUCGUUCGACAACUGCGAGCGCUUCGGGAACUCCACUGCAUCACGACGGCAGUUCGAUAAUGACAUCUGUCCCAGCGAACUGUUUGACCAAGAGACGCGGCUACCCUGUGACACCUUUGUGUACGAAAACACAAACUCCGUAGUAUUCGAUUAUGGAUUGGCGUGUGACGAGUGGCGACGUUCGUUGAUCGGCACGGUGACCACGUUCGGCACGCUGACAGCUCUCCCCAUCACCGGCUACAUUUCAGACCGGUGGGGGCGGCGUGUGGCUCUAACCAUUAAUGCCUUUAACACGGCCUGGCUCGGCCUCGCACGUUACUGGGCCGACACUUACCUCGCUUUCGUACUGUCACAGUUUGCCGAAGCCACUUUUGGAUGCGGCUUGUAUUCAAGUAUUUACAUUUUAUUGACGGAGUUGGUGGGCCCCGAUUAUCGCGUCGCGGUGGGCGCAGCUCUUAAGACGUGCUUCGCACUGGGCCAGGUGACACUCGGUAUGCUCGCGUGGGCCGUGCCCAACUGGAGAAACCUUACACUGGUGAUCUACACUCCUCAGCUCCUCACCAUCCUUUACUACUGGAUUAUCAGCGAAUCUGUGAGGUGGUACAUGAGCAAGGGUCGCUUUGAUAAGUCAGAAGCUCUGCUGAAAAAGGUGGCCAAAGUGAACAGAAGGCAACUGUCUGACAAGUCACUGGAAGCGUUGCGUCAUACUGCGGAGGAGAAGCUACAGGGCGAUGUGAAGGUGGAAGGAAGUAGCGGCGAGCCAUGGCUCGUAGUGCAGGUGCUCCGACACAAGCCGAUACUAGUGCGGUGUAUAGUGUCGCCGGUGUGGUGGAUCACCACCACGUUCAUAUACUACGGGCUGUCGCUGAACGCGGUCAACAUGUCUGGCAACAAGUACUUGAACUUUAUAGCGGUAGCCGCGGUAGAGAUACCUGGCUUUUGGACUGCAUACUAUUUGAUGGGAACAAUUGGAAGGAAGCCAGUGCUUACUGGUGCCUUCUGGUUGUGUUCUGUAUGUCAACUCGCCUAUAUUUUCAUACCACAAGGAAUGUAUGUAGCCGCCCUGCUGGUGUACUUGAUCGCAAAGUUCGCUAUCGCGAUGGUGGCGACCUCUGUGUACGUGUACACGGCGGAGCUGUACCCCACCAAGUACCGACACACCUUGUUUGCGUUCUCCUCCAUGAUUGGUCGAAUUGGUUCCAUGCUGGCGCCACUCACACCUGCGUUUGGUGCGCAAUGGUUCGCGGAGCUGCCGUUCGUGAUGUUCGGUUCCCUGGCGCUUGUGUCUGGUGGCCUGAUCUUCCUCACGCCGGAGACCCUCGGCACUACUCUACCAGACACUUUCGACCAGGCAGACAGAAUCGGACAACCUGACCAGAAAAUUAAAACCUAA
Messenger RNA from Spodoptera littoralis (African cotton leafworm), 1668 nucleotides. The record is from the annotation of a GenBank genome assembly. Lineage: Eukaryota; Metazoa; Arthropoda; Insecta; Lepidoptera; Noctuidae.